Oikopleura dioica is the source of this 1176-nucleotide messenger RNA. The record is from the annotation of a GenBank genome assembly. Lineage: Eukaryota; Metazoa; Chordata; Appendicularia; Copelata; Oikopleuridae.
AUGGACGCUUAUUUCGUAAAUUCCGCGAUUAAAAAAGAGGAAUUCGAAGAACUUGAGAAAUAUGUGUUAAAGCACGUAUCUGGAGAGGAUUUUGCUGGAGUAAGGAAGAACUUCAAGCCGACAACAAAUAUUCUGGAGCAUUCGAGAGACAAAGCGUACUGGGAAGGCCCUGUGAGAGAAACUGCUUGCCCAGUUCAAAUCAGAAGGAGCCUGGAGCCACUAGAGCGAAGGGUACCCGAUGUAGUCGGCAUUGGAUUCGCUAAGUGUGGCACUGGAACACUUCAAUUUCUCGAUUGCCACCCCAGAGUAACGAUGAGAUCGACGGAGCCGAAAAUCUACAAUUCGAUAAAUACUGAGAUUAUACUCAAAGAAAUGGGUUACGCAGCAACAGAGCUUGACUACUUGAAUUUUGAAGCUGUCAAGAAAGAAUAUCUCUCAAAAUUGCCUCUCGUCGCAAAAGAUGAGAUAUUGAUCGAAAAAUCGCCCAUUUAUACAGAGGAUGAUGGAAAUGGACAGAUCGAAGCGAACGCAAAAGCAAUGAAAAGAAUCAAUCCAAAUACAAAAAUCAUCGCGAUCGCCUGCGACCCGAUCAAAAGGGGUUACUCUAUGUUUCAAAUGGAAGGCAGAAGAACAAAAAUACGACUCGCCGAUCAUCAAAAUAUCAAAAGGUGCAAGGCUUGUCUCCACGGAACGGUGAAUGAAACAAUACAGGAAUACACCGAGACCAUUAGCAAAGAGCAGUAUGGACCAGGGACGGGGUUUGAAGAAUAUGUCUUAGGUUUACGACCUUUUGUCGACGAAUUCGGAGCGGAAAACGUCCUCCUCCUCGACGGGGAAAACUUGAUCGCGAACCCGAACGAAGAGUGGAGCCGGCUGCUUGAAUUCCUCGGCUUGGAAAAAGACUCACUGAAAUUCUACCACGACAAAGAAAAGGGAUUUCCAUGUCUCGAAUCUCCGCUAAAAUACUGUCUCAAUGGCGCUAAAGGGAUUUCACGAAAAGAAGAUGUCAGACAACUAUAUCCAAAAGAAACAGAAAUCUGGCGGAAGGCUUUUUCACCCAAGAUCAAAGAGUUGAUUUCGUAUAUGAAGAUUUGCGACAAAAUUGACAGAAAGUGCUGUAGAAAAUUGAAGAAAGAAGCGACAUCAUUUUCUUGGGCUUAUGAAUAUGCUUGUUGA